UGUUGGUUGCUGCUGUUUUUCCAUCUGUCAGUGUAAAGCUCAAGUUGUGAUAGACUUUUUGAUUGACGUUUCCUCGAUGUAACGCAACUGAAUGUGACUGUAGGUUCACGUUGUAUGUUUUUUCACAAACUGUCACGUUGGACUUAUAGUUUAACGUUGCUGCUAAAAGUGUGAAUUGAAAUUCACCACCUAAAACCGGAUGAACGCAGAUCUGCAGUAACAGUGACUGGCUCACAGUCUAACGUUAACCGACUCACGAACAGUGAAACUUUGAAGCUGAAAACGUGUGAUGCAAAAGAAAAUCCCUUUAAAAUAAUGGACAAAAUGCACAGGAACUUAAUUUAGACAAAUGUGUUCCUCUUUUUCUUUUCUUUUUUACUAAAGGACACUUUAUAAAAAGGUAGUUAAUGGUGCUAUUAAUAGACUUUACAUACUUUUCAAAUGUUUCAUGGAACAGUUAUAAGCUAUUUGAGAACAUUUGGGUUGGCAGGUUGUAAAGAAUCCACACACUUUGUCCUUUCAGCUUUUAAAGGUGUUAUACUAGAUAUUCAGAGUGUUAAGCAAACAACUUUAAGUAAAGCUAUAGGUGAUAAUGUCUCCUGGUGUCUUUCUCUCUGUUGUAAUCGGAGCUUCUUCGGUCUUUUCUCGACAUAGCCGGCCCGCUGUCAAGAAAGUUUUAGUGCAUGUUCGUGCAUUUGAGCGUGCCCCACUAGUGAGCAUCGUCGUGGAAUCGAGUGCCCACCCUCUCAGCUCUGGCAGCACUUUUGGCGUAGUUUGCACAGUUAGCACCAUUACCUGUGAGCCGCCGGCUGAGCCGCCGCCAUGUUGAGAGCCGUUGAGAGGCAAUCUAAAUGAUCCCAAACUUGUACAUAGCACCUUUAAACUGAGGUCAAACAGGCCUUUUGGUUCAGAAGAAUUCAAUGGUUUGGACAAAGCGAGUGUCAUGCUGGAGGAAGAUUUAGCACAGUCUGGCAGCCCAAAACGUUUUCUUGUUAAUGGCUUACAACUAACCUAUAAAGCAUUCGUCAAUCAAGUAUUAACAUAAUUAAAGCAGUCACAGAACCCUUUGUAAAGGGUGUCUUAUUAAAAAGUAGGAGUACUUGUAUAUUUUUUAAGAAACCGUUUUGUCCGCUGCACAACGCCUCCUGUGUUCUUGUGUUUCAGCCACACAGUAACAUAUUUGUUGACAAACAUUUUCCUCGAGUGUCAUACCAUGAAGUGGGUGACGACACCUCGGAGACCCCGGCCAGUUGUAGUCGUCAUGCAGUCGUACAAUAGUACACUGUCAUGAGCACACAGAGGGAGCUGUUUUCAUUGCACAGCAAUAUCUGGCUCUCGUCAGUGUCCAUUUAUUCUCUUUAUAUCGGCUGAGUGCAGCUGUGCGAGGAGCUCCCUCGAUGUCUGUCAUUGUGUCCCAUGGCUCUGACCCUGCUUCAAUGUUGUUUCAUCUGUUAAUCCAGCAGAGUCACGAUGGAGUCUCACAGGCUGAGCGGCUCUCCGGAUGUCAGGAUGCAGAGGAGCUACACGCAGCAACACGGUCCCAGAGGCAGCCAGGACAACAUGUUUGGUGUCAGGGUGCAGAUCCAAGGGAUCAAAGGCCAACCCUACGUGGUUCUGAACAGUUCUGGUCAAGAGAUCCACCGGGAUGUCUCAGUUAUCACUCACCAGGUGGGGUACAAUCCUGGCAUGGUGAGGAGGUCUGUGGAGGAAAGACCCUCUCCCUAUGAGUCACAGAGGACUGCUACCUCCUCCAUGUUACAUUAUCAGAAACACCCAGAGAUUCUGAGACCUUAUGACCCUGAAAGUAAUAACAUGAACUUAGUCCUUCCUUCCACAGCUUCAGUUGCUCGACCUGGACAGCUAAGCGCCGGCGUUCAUCCUGAGACUGCUAAUGCGAACAAACCCAGGAUCCCUCUGCCUGCUGAGGGCCCAGUGGGAGACCAAAGUGAGGUGGCCUUGAACAAGACCCCUUAUUCAGGUGGACAAGUCCCUGCAAGGUCCCCAAACUCAGUGGACACAGAGUCCUUCAUAUCUGUUGGGAAUCUAAUAAGCCAGUUCAACAGCAGCCAGCGGAGGGGAAGGGGAGGCCCAAGGAACAGGUUGCAACCAGAGCAGUGUCGAAGGUCACGCAGUGUGGACAGCAGUCGAAACUAUGACUCCUCGUCCUUGUCCUCUUCCUCCAGCAGAGCCUCGUCUCUGAAGGGCGUCAGGGGCGAGACCCCAGGUGGGAUAUACCCUCCGGGAUCAGCCAGGGCUCGACUCCUCGCCGGCGAAGCCCCUUUGCCAAGGGAGGAGAACAAGCCCAGCCCACUGCUUAAAGGGCAUCGUGGAAACGACACGAUGUCUCCACAUGCUGCAAAAUUACUUCACAGAGCAGAGAAACCCUCCAUGUCCAGGUCAUUUAGUGACCAGACUGAUGAAUCCGAUGAAAGAGAUACACAGGUGACUCCUGAUCUUCUGAAAGGACAGCAAGAACUCUCAGUCGACCCACCUGAAGACACAGAAAAACAAAUGCUGUUCACUUACCUCAAGGAUGGGACGGCUGACGAUGACUCCACCACUCAGAAGAAAGUCUCCCUGCUGCUUGAAAAGGUCAAGUGGAAAGCUGCUGAAAAUGUGGAGGAGGAGAAAGAUUAUGCAGCCGAGGUGAAGCUUUUGCAGCACAAACAGGCAGCGCUGGAGAGGGAAGUGUCUGAAUUAAAGCAACAAAUGGAAACAGAGAUUAAGAAUGAAAAGACUCUAGCCAAGGCUUGUGAAAAGGCCAGGACAGAGAAGAAGAAACUUCAGGAAGAGUUGGCCAACAGUCAGGAGCAGCUUUUCAAACUCAGCGGCAGACUGGCUGAGAUCGAGGCCCAACUUCAGUCCACCAAACAGGAGCUGGCCCAGAUGAAGGCAGAGAGAGAGAGAUCUAAGACGGAGAUGAAAGACCUUCAGCAGCAGCUCUCUGAGAUGCACGACGAGCUGGACCAAGCCAAGAAGGUGGAGGUGAUUAAUGCAGAUAAAGAAGUCCUUCUGGAGGAUAUGGCGCAGCUGCGUGUGGACUUUCAGGAGAUGCUACAGGUGAAGGAGGAGCAGGAGGAGGUGCUGCACCACAGGGAGAGGGAGCUCAGUGCCCUGAAGGGGGCGCUCAAAGAGGAGGUGGAGUCUCACGAUGCAUACAUAGGCGCUCUGAAGGAUGAAUAUGAAAAUGCGCUUGAAAAGCUGCUCAGGGAUUUAGAGAUGGCUAAAGAGUGCAGUGCUCUGCUGGGUCGAGACAAUGCCGAAGCAGAGGAGGAGAGAGGCACAGCCCAGGUGCAGUUGAAGGAAUUGAGCCAGGACAGAGAUCAGCUGAGAGGAAAGGUGCAGGAGCUGCACAACAAGGUGGAUCAGCUGAGUCUGACAGCUCAGGAGUCUAACGCCACAGAGAGACUGCUGGAGCAGAGAGCAAGGCAGCUGGAGAGGGAAAAGCAGCAGGUUGAGGAAGCGCUGACGGAGGUUCGGGGGAAUGAGGAGGAGAUGUGUCAGUCUAACCACUUGCUGCUCACUCGCUUGGAGGACGUGCAGAGUAAGCUGACCAAGCUAAAUCAUGAGCACAGGGACCUGAAGGAGAAACUCAAGGAGGAGAGGAAACAAAUAGAGGAGCUGUGGAAGACAAAAACUGAGCUGGAGGAUGAGAGGAGGCUGCAGGACAGGAAUGUGGAGCAACUGCAGAGGAAGAUGAACACCAUUAUGGACGAGUGCGAGGCGUCUACAGAAGUACUUCAGGACCAGGUUGAUGAGGCCAGAGAGAAGAGUCAGAGGGAGUUGGACGAGCUGCGGAGACAGCUGCAGGAAAAGGGAGCAGAGCUGGAGAAAUCCCGUCAGGCUGCCAAAAAACUUCAGGAAGAGCUGCUUCCUCUGGAGGAGGAUCUGCGGCGGUGUCGCAGGGAGCAGCAGGAGGCCCAGCUGAGGGGCCGGCAGCUGGAGCAGAGGGUGGAGGAGCUGGAGGAGAAGAACGCAGCCACGGUGGGAGAGCGAGAGCGCCAGGUCAAACUCUUGGAGGGACGCAUCAGCCAACUAGAGGAGGAUCUUAAUGAUGAGCGCAGCAGUGCUGACCGCCUGAUGGAACGAUUAGACAAAACCAAAGAGCAGAUGGAUCAGAUGAGGAGUGAGCUGAUGCAGGAAAAAGCAGUCAGGCAGGACCUGGAGUGUGACAAGAUGAGCCUGGAGAGACAGAAUAAAGACCUGAGGAGCAGAGUGACUCAUCUGGAAGGAUCGCAGAGGACCAACCAGGAUUCACUCGUCUCCAAACUUAACAGUCGCAUCCAGGAACUUGAGGAAAGGUUGCAAGGAGAAGAGAGAGACAACAACAGCCUGCAACAAGCCAACCGCAAGCUGGAACGCAAGGUGAAGGAGAUGAAGAUGCAGAAGGACGAGGAACACGUCAACCUGCAGAGCCAGAGAGACCAGCUGACUCAGAGACUGAAGACAGCAAAGAGGCAGAUGGACGAGGCAGAGGAGGAGAUAGAGCGUCUGGAACACGGCAAAAAGAAGCUGCAGAGAGAAAUGGAUGAGCAGAUCGAGGCCAACGAGCAGCUUAACAGCCAACUGAGUUCACUGCGGAACGAGAUGAGGCGUAAGAGGAAAUCUCCUCUCAAUAGGACCGUGGAGGACGACGGGAACGACGUGGAUGACUUUGGAUCUGAUUGACUGACAUGACAUGCUGUCAUUUCUGGACUUUAUUAAGAAAUGUUGGACUUACGGGGAAGAAAUUGAUAUCAUAAUUCAACAUAACCCCUUUAACAAACUCAGGUGUGAUUUCAUGAUGUUUCCAGUUGUCAAGUCUGACCUCUUGUGGCAGCAUGUAUAACUACAAUACCUGACAAACUGAUGUUUUACAAUGCAGCAGAUAAACUGGCUUAUUUACCUGUACUCAUAUUCAUUAAUUUGUUCAUAAGUUAUUCCUUGCCAGUGAGCGUUUAUUUACAACUGUGAAUAUUAAACUAAUGAAUAAAUAAAAUUAAGUUUGUACAUCUCAAGAAACUCUUAAAAGAAGCAGCUUGUUUGUCCUGCGACGGCAAAAACCAAUACGGAGAAAUGGAAAUAAAAUAUAAAUCA
This is a messenger RNA of Anarrhichthys ocellatus (wolf-eel), 5076 nucleotides long. RefSeq names its product cingulin-like protein 1. The record is from RefSeq and is a predicted model, not a curated record. The coding region runs from base 1471 to 4668 and encodes 1065 amino acids. The transcript is spliced from 19 exons. Gene Ontology annotation, biological process: protein localization to cell-cell junction. Gene Ontology annotation, cellular component: bicellular tight junction; myosin complex. NCBI's taxonomy places the organism in Eukaryota, Metazoa, Chordata, Actinopteri, Perciformes, Anarhichadidae.